UCCCCCAAAUGCCAAAGCUUUCACUUUUUAUAGUAAGCAGGAAGGCAACGGUGAUAAAUGCACUUUUGAAUCUGCAGAGUUCCCAGAACGUAGAGAAACCUGAAAAAGUAGAAAAGUUGGGGAGAUGGCAAGUAAGCCUCAUAAGAAGACUUGGAAUGAAGAAAUGGCAGAUUUAUUUCGUACUUCUGAAGCAGCGGCUGCUGCAUUGCCUGAACCUUAUUUGUUUAAAUUUUGGGAUCUUGAUAAAAAAUACUUCGUUUUGUUGGAAGACAAGUUAGUGGCAGAUGUGAAAACUUCUAAUUCACCAGAGCAGUUAAUGGCCGUCCUUCCAAAUAAAGCUCUAGAUUCAGCACAAUAUCCCAUGUUUAUGGGCCCUGAAAAGAAGAAGAGCUGCCUGUACUGCGUGAAGUCUGGGACUGGCCAAUAUCAGAUAGAGUUGAAAGAGAAAGAUAUUAUGGAACUUGAGAAAGAUCCCCAAAAUGCCAAAGCUUUCACUUUUUAUAGUAAGCAGGAAGGCAACGGUGAUAAAUGCACUUUUGAAUCUGCAGAGUUCCCAGAUUGGUUCAUCAGCACUUCUUCAGAAGCAGGAAAGCCUAUUGGACUGAGUCAAAAAGGAGGAACUCAGAAUAUCCUGUUUCACUUUGAAAAAAAAUCAUGAGUCAGAAACACUGUUCUGCAUCUAUGUGUCUAAUAGACCUUGUGCAUACAAAUUGGAAUGGAGCCAGAAUGUAUGAUUAGGCCAAUGAAUAGAUUUAGAUAGUAUCCUUCAAAAAACUUUGGAAGAAUUGUCUCAUAUUCUGGGGAAGGUGAAAUAUAUCUUAUGGAUAAAAUGGA
Molecule: messenger RNA, 834 nt
Organism: Thamnophis elegans (Western terrestrial garter snake)
Lineage: Eukaryota; Metazoa; Chordata; Lepidosauria; Squamata; Natricidae
Product: interleukin-36 alpha-like
Exons: 5
Coding region: 125-658 (177 amino acids)
Biological process (GO): cytokine-mediated signaling pathway; inflammatory response to antigenic stimulus; cellular response to lipopolysaccharide
Molecular function (GO): cytokine activity; interleukin-1 receptor binding
Source: RefSeq, a predicted model, not a curated record